AUGGAAGAAAUUUCCGUAGUGCAACAGUUAUUAUCAUAUUCGCAUUCGACUUUUCCAUUAAGUUUGCUAAAUGAUCUGCUGAUUCACACCAAAAACUGUGUCCAGAUGGCGGAUGAGUUGAUACAACAAAUACUCGGAACGUGUGAAAGUCACUACGAAUCAUGCGAGUUGAUUAAAUCGGAAGCUAGCCAGUUACCAAAAGUAAAGGAGAUGAUCGAUGAAGCUACGACCUUGGCAGUCUCGCUAAAGGGGAAAUUGACGGAAUUAGAGAAAAUGAUUGACGAGUUCGCUAAAGGAAAUGAAGCGCGAUCCUUCGAAAGGUGGAAGCAGAAUCAGAUCAAUGCGUUUGACCGAUACGUGGACUUGAAAAAUGAGGAGCUAGAAGAAAAGAGAAAACUCUACAAUCAGCAUUAUGAAGAAUUUAUGUUUAACAACAAAGCCCAAAAGGUGCAAUUAUACCAAGCCAAUUUUGAGAUGCAAAUGGAGAAUUAUCGCAAGCGAACAAUGAACCCACCAUUAUACAAUAAUGAGCACACAAUGAGCUUGUCGGAUGAUGAUGUCAUAGCAAAGUUGGAACAGGUCGAAAUUGAAACGGCUGAUGAUCGGGACGCAUUGGAAAACUUUCUUGAAUCUUCGAGUGACGUCGAAUACGGCGUCGAUAGUAGAAUAAAGUAA
Molecule: messenger RNA, 675 nt
Organism: Acaulospora colombiana
Lineage: Eukaryota; Fungi; Glomeromycota; Glomeromycetes; Diversisporales; Acaulosporaceae
Source: the annotation of a GenBank genome assembly